This is a messenger RNA of Anopheles merus, 3068 nucleotides long. RefSeq lists its product as uncharacterized. The record is from RefSeq and is a predicted model, not a curated record. Gene Ontology annotation, biological process: DNA integration. The coding region runs from base 351 to 1253 and encodes 300 amino acids. Gene Ontology annotation, molecular function: nucleic acid binding. NCBI's taxonomy places the organism in Eukaryota, Metazoa, Arthropoda, Insecta, Diptera, Culicidae. The transcript has 4 exons.
CGUCCAGUGUGCAUCAUUUGUUCAGCGAUCUCGUCCCGUUCUCAGUGUUGGAGUGGAGUCCGCACAGUAGUUAGUCUCUCGCUGCGUUUGGUGCCUGCCUUUUCCAUUCGGUCAGCCCCAUCCAUUCGCCUCGAGCGAGUGUUUUUCUUUCGUUUCGCGGUGGAAAAUCCCAUUUCCAAGCUAGUUUCGCUGUGUCUUGCUACCCGUUUCCAAUUAAUUUGGGGUCAAUUUUUUUUUUUUGCGUGUAUAAGUGUGUUUUUUGGUGUCUACUACAACUUCCGAACGGCAAAAUUUUGUUUCUGUUGCGGCCCACUACGAGCCAACGAUCAACAUAAUCUGCAAUCAUAAUCAUGAAUGAGCAGCACGAUCCUAUCGGACUGUUGUCCAUGAUCUUUGGCACGGAGAGACUCGAAGAUUUAGUGGCCAUAUCUAUGAUGCUACUCGGCGUAGCAAGCAUCUUCAUCUUAGCCUUAAUCAAUCUCUCGCGCUUCACACCCAGCUACAGCAAGCUGUGUGCGCUCGUGCACGUUCUGCUGGCAGGAUUCGGGAUAAUGAUGCUAUCCUUUGGCCGGGUGCUGUAUAUGUUCGUGUACUGCGACACAAUGUCAAUCGCCCGCUUCCUCAUCUACGGCUUGGAACUGCUGACAAUCAUAAUCCUCGGCUUCCAGUGCGUGCUGGACAGGUGCAAGCGGUUGCAGUACAAGGUGCGCGUCGAGGGCCGGGUUACCCGGGUCCGCGCCGACCUAACGAAGGACCACCCGCUCACCAGAGGCGGCACGUUCACGCGCAGCUGCCAAUCGUCGCGCAGCGCCCUAAUCCCAGCCGAAUGUGACCGUCCGGUGGCAGCGGUACGCCGAUCCGGCCGUCUGCCCAUCACCACCGCCACCACGCUCAGAAUGCCUGGCCUAGCCGACGGUGGCACCGAGCCGGGCAUGGCAAAACCGUACGCAACGUCACCAGCCGUCCCACCAGCAGUAGCAGGACCAUCGAAACCGCGCCCACCAUCAUCGAUCAGGGAAGCAACCGAGCUGGGGCCGAAACCGAAACGGCCAAUAGUUUUUCCGCGUACGUCGUUUCUCGAUACAGACUCCUCCACAGAAGAGAGUGGUACGGUGGUGCAGACAACGGUUAGCGUGCAUCCGGUACCCCCUCCUGCCGCCAGGGAAGUGCCCUUCCUUCCCUCAACCGACGGGGAGUUUGUAUCGUACAAGACAAGCGACGGAUACGUUAUCAUGAAGUCUAUAAAAAAAUGAUCAUCUGAAAAUGCUUCACCGACGUUGGGCCGGGUGGCAAAUGGCGCGCAGCAAGGAGAUGCCAGCUAACAGCCAAAAUGAGCGCUUUUUUGGCGUUUUGAAAUUUGGAAGCACAGACAGUUUGUAAGAGAACCAUUUAUUUUAAUGUUGUAAACGCAAGUGGCGGCAUCUUUUUAGGCGACUGAGCAAGUGAGCUGAGCAAGUGAGCUGGCCAAAAAUUUUAUGAAUUAUACACACGAAACAAUUAUAUUCAAUAUUCUAUUAUAUAUAUAUACGAACAUACACGAAGUUCGAAUGUACGAACUAUUCAUUAUUAUAAUGCUUUUAACUUUUACUUUGGGUUUAAUUUGGUGAAUUUAUAAUCUUUUAUCACCCUUACGCGUUUAUGCGAAAAAGUAUGCUUUGGGCGUUGGAUCUAGUUUAGCAACACAAGAACGAUAAAUCUUCAAUAAUUCACGAUUGGGAGAAUGGUAAAUUUAGGAACUUUGGAACACACUAAAAGAAUAAAAAGCCAUUGAACAUUCAACAAUCGGGAAAUCCCGAAGGCAAGAUACUACUGGUCGUAUGCGCAUCUUUUAUGUAGAACACCAGUUCCAGACUCAGUUUUGCAUGUAUCCUGUCCCCGAUAUAUCUGCGUAGAUGUUAGAAGAUCAGAAGUCGACAGCAUAGAUUGCUUUGCAGGAUUUUUUUUAUUCAUUUCAUUUGACUUAUUUGCCAUAUAGUGUAAGAACAUUUUGUUUAGACCUAAUGGUCAACACAAAUUUAAAUACAGGGUUUGCAUAGCCAAUUCGCGAUUGUAAACUAGUUACAGGUUUUUAUUAUGUUUCAAUUUCACGUCUUUGCAGAUGUAAGGGUUCAACGCAAAGGAACCUGUGCCCAUUUGAGGGAGUUCGACGCCAAAGUAAACAUCAACUAUUUUACAACAACGUAUUGGCCAUGAAAACCCUUUAAAUAAUAAGACCAAUAAUAAUGAUAUAUUAAUCAGAAUUCAGAAUUGUUUUUCCCUUCAGAGUUUAAGGCAACAACUUUUUUUAGUAGACACAUAGCUUAGAGCUUUAUGCUAAUCUUAACAACAUUUCGGUACUGUCAGGUAGGCAGCCCAUGCACCCUGGAUGGAGAUAUUCUUGUAGGGUCUGUUGAUAUCACGAUCUUCAACAUGCCACAGAAAUCGAUGGAAGAGAGUACAAUCUAAGACUUCAGGUUUUCGCAGAUUGCCACCGGUGAGAUCGGUUCGAAUUGGCAAGCUGCUUGACCAGGAAGGCCAGCUCCACCAAGCCUCUCAAAACACGUGAGGUGAGAGUUUAGGAGUGUAGGAGUAGAUUGACUGGCAGGGAGAAGCCCAUCCCAGCCCAUUUCACAACAUUGGGCGACACACUUCGAUCCGAGUGUCAACAACAGUGCCGAUAAGAUAGAUCCUUCCAGAAUGUACGUAGCGAUAGUGACGGCACACACGUGCAUUACUGCCCAAUUCUGUCCGACACUAAAAUAUGAUUAGAUCGAAACCGAAAACCAACAACGGCAGUCAAACAGAACGGUAGAUAGCCUCCGAGAGAGAGUGUGUAUGUGCGCGUGUGUGAGAUAUAGAGCGCUUGCGAGAGCGAUGAUGCCACCGUGCCGAGCUGUUCGGGUCUUCACGGACGACCAAAACAAAACAAGAUAACGCGCGAACGGUUGGGAUCGCUGUACGGAAAUGUGGAGCAAUAUGGGCAUGGCAAGCAUGUUAGCCAGUACAUCUUAUUACUAAUCAUUACAAUAUUUAAAUUUUUUAUGCUUUCAAUGUGUGUCUAUUAAUCAAAAUAAAUAAAAAAUAAAUAA